This is a messenger RNA of Prinia subflava (tawny-flanked prinia), 4324 nucleotides long. RefSeq names its product aquaporin 9 (gene AQP9). Gene Ontology annotation, molecular function: urea transmembrane transporter activity; water channel activity; glycerol channel activity. The record is from RefSeq and is a predicted model, not a curated record. Lineage: Eukaryota; Metazoa; Chordata; Aves; Passeriformes; Cisticolidae. The transcript has 6 exons. Bases 51 to 917 code for a protein of 288 amino acids. Gene Ontology annotation, biological process: glycerol transmembrane transport; water transport. Gene Ontology annotation, cellular component: plasma membrane; basolateral plasma membrane.
AUUUUGUGUGUAUUUGUAACUAGGGCACCAGAGCAAUAGAGGAAGCCAAAAUGAGCCGGAAAAGCAAAAGGAGUUUAAAGGAGAAAUUUGCCUUGAAGAACAGCCUGGUUAAAGAAGCCCUCUCAGAGUUCCUGGGAACUUUUAUACUGAUAGCCCUUGGCUGUGGCUGUGUGGCCCAGGCUGUGCUCAGCCGUGGAGAGCAUGGAGGGCCCAUGACGGUGUCAGUGGGCUUUGCCAUGGCAGUCACCAUAGCAGUCUACGUGUCUGGGGGCGUCUCUGGUGGUCACAUAAACCCAGCUGUUUCAUUAGCCAUGUGCGUGACUGGAAGAUUAAAAUGGACCAAAUUACCAAUUUACAUAUUAGCACAACUCCUGGGAGCAUUCGUUGGAGCAGCGGCUGUCUUUGGGAUUUAUUACAAUGCCUUUAUGGAAUACAGCGAUGGAAAACUUGAAGUCACAGGACCUAACGCGACAGCACAAAUCUUUGCAACAUACCCAGCUCCCUAUCUGUCCCUUGUAAAUGGAUUUGCAGAUCAGGUGAUGUCAACAGCUGUUCUUCUUCUGGCUAUAUUUGCUAUUUUUGACACCAAAAAUAACAGCGUCCCCAAGGGCCUGGAGCCAAUUGCAGUAGGACUGCUCAUAAUCGUUCUUACUUGCUCCUUGGGAAUGAACAGUGGCUGUGCCAUGAACCCAGCCAGGGAUCUUGGGCCAAGGCUCUUCACAGCCAUCGCAGGAUGGGGGAUGGAAGUAUUCACGGCUGGUAAUAACUGGUGGUGGGUUCCUAUAGUUGCACCUAUGCUGGGAGGUGUACUUGGAGCAAUGAUCUAUAUUAUUUUUAUCGAAAUUCAUCACUCAGAUCCUCAGUCAGGAGAAGAAAAUGACGCACAUGCUAAAUAUGAAUUGACCAAUAUGGCAUAAGAAGUGAAGAAUUUUCUCUGUCAUUUUGUUGUGCAGUUUUUAUGCAAAUAGUUGUUUGGACCACUGUAUGAAACCUGUAUGUCUCAAUUAGAAAUUCACCUUUCAAAGCAGAAACUCUGUACAGAAGUUCAAAAUUGAAGGCUUCCAUGAAACAUGGGGCUGAUCGCAAUCAAAAUCGGUAUCUUGAGUAUGGUAAGGCUAAAAUGCCCUUUUCACACGACUUUUAGAUCAGGUUAUCUCCUAGAUGCAAUUGUAGUGAGAUGAUGCACUGACCUGUUAAUUCAACUCAUAUGAUCUUAAUUAUGUUGCCUAAUUAACUAAAAAUAGUUAAGAUAUUGAUACAAGACUGCAUGCAGAGCUAGUUAAUGGGUUCAGUGCUGGACUAAUGUGCAAGAGCACCACUCACUUCUUAAGAAUGGCCUGCCUAAAGAUUUAAAACUAUAUCAAAAUUGGCUAAAUGCCAAUUGAAACAGUUUAAAAUAACUUUACUAAAUUUUAUGGAGCCACUAUUGAUCAGUAAGAAAUCAACUCCUCAGUGAGUCGGUUUAGUAACUCACAAUACGAUCACAAAAGGUAAAAACUGUUUGUUGUAAGAUCAGCACCAAAGAGACAAAGGGUAACUUCUGCACAGGGUCUUCACAACAUUAAUGCUUAGUUAUUUUUAGACUAUUUACUUGACCUUUAUGCUACCCAAUAUUAAAAGCCUUAUGUAGAAUACUAAUCUGAAUCUCUUCCGCUGUGCUUUCGGGAUACAUUUCAUUCCUGUGGAGAUGGCCCAGCAAGAGGCUGCUGCUGUGCAGAGGUCAGCACAAAGCCUAUGUCUGUAUAAGCUUUAAAGAGUCCUGCUGCUGCUGAUUUACAUAGGUGGAUUUCAUCUGCAUCGUGGGAGCAAUUUUUAAUGUGGUAGCAGUAAUUAAAAUUAGAAACUGGUCUCAGAGCUAGUCCUAGGUCUGAAUUCCCCAAGGAAGGCCAGAUCCACAUCAGAGUUCUGAUGUGUGGGUUCUCUCUCACAACAAAGAAAUGGUUGGAAAUAUAUCCCUUCCUAAAUAUCCAGCCUUGAAAAUGAAAUUAUUUCUGCUUAAUCACUGUGAAUUGAAUGUAUUCCAUGAAAGUUUCUUUCCAUUAUGUAUACAUCUAUUCAUAGUUGGUGGUGGUGAUCACAAAUAAACAGACAUCUGAUUCAGCAAUGCUCCUGAGCUACUUCCAUGGCUACAUGUCAGAGCACCAGUUCAAUUCCCUCAUUUCAGGGUGCUCUUCCCCAUGGAUUCCUGUAACUCUGCUCUCUCAAAUCCCACACAACAUGCCUGAUUUCACUCCUCAAGUGAGGAAUCCUUUGUGUUGCCACUAAUAGCACUGUGUAGUAUCCGCAGAAGAUGUUUACAAAAUACUGUGGUCAGAACCUGCCUCAGCAUUUGGGCUGAUCAGGCUUUUGUCACUGCUUGUCUUGAUCAUACCCCCUGGGAUGCCAUGCCAAAUUCAUGGCAGCAAAGGGACAGAAAUAGCAAGUGAAGCUAAGCUCUGCUUGCUGCAGGUCCAAGUCAGAUAUUGCAGUAUACUUGGGGAAUAUAAUUCCAACUUCAAUUAUGUUCUUAAGGAAACUUACAUAACUGUAAUGAACUCAGGCUGCCCAGAGACAUAUCAGCCCUUUCAAAAUGCUCAUUUCAUUCAGUGUCUCUCUGCUGUGGUUAAAUUCUGCUAUAUCCAUGCACAUUUGACUGCAUCCUUGUAUCACUGGCUGGAGAGUCUCAGGAACAAGAAGGGAGAGCUUAUAGAAACAGUUCUCAGUCUGAGCAGAGAAGAAUCAAAAGUAAAAUGUGAAAACCAGUCCUAAUUUUAGACCUUUUGUUGGCAGCAAAGACAAGCUGGACCCUCUGUUCUGCAUAUUGACAAACUGCACUACAUAAAGCAAGAUGGGGUGUAAAUGCAGUUGCAGAGAUCCUUUGUUUUACCCCAUCCCUUGCAGUGUCUCUCGCACCUUGGUGAUCAAUGGGGCAGGAGCACUCCCAGGUGGCUGCCAACCUUCUGUGUCUGGAGAGGGAUUACAGAGGUAGAAACAGUCUGAGGGCUGCCCUCAGCUCUGAAAAGCACUCUUCCACUGACACCAACAUCUAAUAUGAAAUACCUUUGCAGAAAAUAAAAACAAACAGCUAAUUAACCAGAAGUAGUCAAUUUUUAUCUAAAAUGGUAGGGGCAGGCUAUCACUUGUGUUAGAAUUUUGCAUAGUCAGUAAGCUCCCCAUGCAUCACUAUAUUGCUUCUUCAAUCCAGCACGGAAAACAUGGGAAAAAAGGAGAAUACAGGUCAGGAAUGAGAGAGGGCCAGUUUAUUUAUACAGCCUACUCAGGGACUAGCCCACACUCGCUGUACGCCUCUGCAUUGGCCAAGGUACAUAAAGUUGUUCAUUUUCUCAAAAUCCUUUUGAUCACAACAUGUUCUGUCUAUAAACCAAAAAAUCUUGUUUCUCCUACUCAUGCCAUUCCCAUGCACAGGAUUUCUGUAUGAGUGACAUUUACUUGUCUGAAGUUAUUAACAUGCAAAUCUUAAGCAGUGACACACUAGUGUGCUAGCAUAACAAUGUCUUAAAUAUGCUCUCAAAGUGUUGCCAAUUCUGCAUUUGCUUAAAGAAUUUAAAUUUUAAUUAAUCAUUCAAUAUUUUUUAAAUUCUUUGGACACAUGGUAUUAAUACAACAAUUCAUCCUGGAUUCGCAAAAGCCAGAAUUUCAUUCAGUAACAAGGUGUUACAGACCUGUGUCUGAUUGACAAUUUAAAUGUCAAGGAAUGAAUUCCUGCUUUUGGGAUAAACCUCAGCUGAAUCUUUACUACAAAACCAUGACCAGUAUUUCCAUAAUGUAAUGGGAACAAUAACAAUCAACUCAUUCCACAAACUUAUACAGACAUUAGCUGUUUUAUAAAAAAAAAAAAGUAUUUUGACUUUGCAUGAACUAUGCAAUUUCCUAAUAUCAACUGAUAUUCAGUGGUCACACUUAUGUUAAACUAAUAACAAUAACAGUUGGCAACAAGUUUUUCUAGCUGAAAGAUGUUUUGAUUAAUGAGUUAAUAGUAAUCAGUCUUGAUUUUAAUGUUGAAAUAAAUUAAUUUCAGUACAUUGCUCAACUUUCAUUUUGAGUUUAUUCUUUUUGGGAGCAAUGUGUUUGUUCUUUAGAGCUAAACUUCGUACUGGAGUAAUUUAGAAAGCUGCAAAUGGUACUGAGUUAAAAGUUGGCUACUGCAUGUUGUUUUAUUGAAGUCAGUGAAAUUAUUCACAAUGGGUGGCAAUACAGGCAAGGAUAAGUGAUCACAGAACCGAGCUCAGAGUAUGGCAGACAUUGUACUUUCUUGGAGUUUUGUCUGUGAAUCUGGAUGUUCAAAUAUUGUGGUUCAAAAUAAAUACAGUCAAUUCCUAAUAAA